AUGACUCGCCCCGUGGGCUCUGUGCCCCCUUGGGGCCCGGGGCCUUGGCCUUCCGUCCUGCCCCAUCCACGAGCCGCCACCCGCUCUCGAGAAGCAGGGGGCCUGGGGUCCAGGCCUGGGAGGCCAGGCUCGGACGAGGACCAGUGCAAGUCUCCCAACAGCUCUCGUGGGCCCGGCAGAGGCCACACGGAGACCCUGGCCCAGAAUCAGCCUCAGGACCUGGGAGCAUCGGCCGCUGCGGAUGGGUCUCAAGACCCCGUCGCAGACCAGACGCAGACCCGGGAGCCCCGGGUGUCGUCCUCGCUGGACAGGGUCCCCCUGCCUCCCCUGGACAAGAACUUCGGAAAAGGGAGGCCUGUGGGGUUGGCCAGGGCAGGAGGCGGCUGCACUGACGGCUGGGGAGCCCAGCCACGUGCCAGUGGGUGGGGAGAUGCCUGCCCCAAGAUGGGAUACAACCCCUCCAAGACAGUAGCCUCCGUCCUCCUGGGCAGGGAGGGAAUGAAGAACAAGAAUCUGGUGCCCCUGCCCCAGCACCAGCAGGACCCCAGCCUCAGCUCCAGGCCGGCCCACGAGGAGGUUCGUGAGGGAGCAGCGGGCCUCCGGCCAGGGCUCCCAGGCUCUGCCUCUGAGUGGCGGGCAGGCUCCCACAGGAAGGUGCUUCCUCAGAAGCCUCUUCUGAGACCGCCCGUGUUCCCUGCCAAUCAGGACGCAUGUCCCCUCGGUGUGCCCCCCACUGAUCUGAGCCCCUAUCUCAGCCUGGGCAGCUUUGCCAGCUGGGGCCACCCAGCAAAAGGAAAGGACCCUUCUUCAUUCCCUGUCUGCGAGGACAGCCGGCUGCUGCUGGGCAGGGCUUCCUGGCCGACCGGGCCUGCCCCAGACGCCACACACCAGGAGGAGGCCUCAGGGCAGAGAGGCUGCGGGCUGGGGCGAGGGGCUCUGGCCGACCUGCUGGAGGAAGCCUCUCCCUUCCAGGGGCCCGGAGGGCAGCCUGACUUGCUGCUGGCAGACAGACUGCACACACAGCACACGAGGGGAGAGGCCAAGCCAGUGACCAGCGACUCCUCCACGGGGAAGAAGGAGCGGACUCGGGUCACUUCUCGCUCACGGUGA
Rangifer tarandus platyrhynchus (Svalbard reindeer) is the source of this 1110-nucleotide messenger RNA. Lineage: Eukaryota; Metazoa; Chordata; Mammalia; Artiodactyla; Cervidae. The record is from the annotation of a GenBank genome assembly.